This is a messenger RNA of Symbiodinium natans, 2025 nucleotides long. Lineage: Eukaryota; Dinophyceae; Suessiales; Symbiodiniaceae. The record is from the annotation of a GenBank genome assembly.
AUGGCCGGGAAGCGCGCAGCCCGCCAGAGGUUGGCCUAUGCACUCAUCUUCUUGUUGGCGAUGAGGGAGGUUUCUGCCGCGCGAGAGACAUUUUCAACAGCACAUGCAAUCAAGAUCGUCGGAAAUGCCAGGGAGGAGUCCUCUGCCCGAUAUCAGCAGCAAGAAAAGGUCACGGAUGCUGGCGGCUUCUCCAUCUCGACCAUGUGGGCUUCGGGGAAGCAGAGCUCCUUGCUAUGGCUUCCUGCCAAUGUAACCUUCCGAUACAAGGAAGAGGAGUCGCCUCCGUACAUCGAGAUCGAUGGCCUGGACACAAGGUACCGCAUCCUGCCGGAUGCCGUUGUGGCGACCGAGAAGAUCGACGGCAUGCAAACCACGUGGAUCGUGGGCUGGCAGGCCUAUCGUGCUAACAAGGGACGCUUCGGAUCCAGCCACUACUCCAAGGACGAUGCCUUGUACUUCCGCAUGGAAAUGAACCCGGUGGUGGGAGAGACAACAUCGGGUUUCUUCCGUUCUGCAGGGCACAAGGUCUACGAGCACCAGGAGGGCGACAAGACUCUCCGCUAUUACCUCAACAGCAAGGGCAGACAAGAGAAAAUAAACGAGGACAACGUGGACUUUCAUGCAACGAAGUCCUUCGACCCCCAGAUGGAGCUGCAGGUGCCUGGUGAGGCCCCGAAGCUCUUGACACGGCCCGAUCGCGACCUCAUGGCGUUGGUGGAUGGAAUGCUCGGCCAGGUUUCCUGUAUGGGCAGGCCGAAUACCUGUGUCUUCCGCUGCUUCUACGACUCGGAGAACGAUGUCUGUGGCCCCUCGCACUUCUGUGAAAAGGUGGGCUCCAGCCCUGCAGACAACCUGGCACCUUUCGGUGCUGAACAGAAGUGCAAGGCGCUGGGUGCAGCAGAUCAUGAGGCUGCAGAUCUGGAGAUUGCGAACAAGAUGGAGGACAUCAAAAGAGAGAUGUUGGACCUGGCAGAGAAGAUGCAAGAGAGCCCAGCGAUCUCAGAGAAGACGUCGAGCCGAUCCUCUCUGAAGGCUUCCGCGGCCAUGUUUCAGGAAGUCACCCAGAUGCUCGAUGUGAUCGAGGCCUUCCCGAUGAGACUUGCCCCCGAAGAGGGCGACUUCACCAGGGCUGCGGCACGCGCGGCGAGAACGGACAUGAAGCAUUGGCGCGGCCGCCCGGACCGACUGACCAUCCCGCAGUACCAGAGGGCAGGUCAGGCCAGCAUCGCGGAAGUGCGCGACUCUCAGGACUUCUCCGUGCCGGCAAAGCUGCACAGCACCUUGGUGGACUAUGUCAAGAAGCGCCCCAACAUGCUUAUCCAGUUCCUAAAGCAAGAGACCAAUGAUAAGUGUAUCCUCAGUGACGAGACGGACGACAUGCGAGCACAGCUCGAGACCUUCGCGGACUACUUUCUGGGUGUGCCUGGCCACGACCUCAAUGACUUGAAGGAUGUUGCCCAGGGGAUUCCAACACCCUGCCGGGCUUUUCUCCUCAAUGAAGAAGAAGUGGAUCUGCAGAGCUUGAUUCAGGCUGCUGAAGAAGGGAAGCAGUUGUUGUCCAACUCGACGAGUGCAGGCGAAGACGGCUUCAUUCAGGUGAAGUCGGACCGUUUGGUUCGUGCUCUGGGCUCGGAUAAGAUCAGCCUCCUGGAGAGCGGGACAUCAGGUUUUGCAGAAGACGAGUCUGAGAGAGUGCAGGACGGAGGCUUCAUCUUCGCCUGCAUCUUCAUCUGUUUCAUCUUGUUUAUCGUCACCGUGAUCCUCUGGAAAGUAAGCAUUCACUACGGCAGCAAAUGCAGAACAGACACCUCUGAGGGCGGGUUCAGCUGCGUCGGAGCCUUCUUUUUCUUUGCCUUGGGGGGCCUUGCCAUUUUCGGCGCCUUCGCCUUCGCUUUGCCCGUUGGCAUCGCGGUGCUUGUUGCCUCCAUCAUUGGGAUCGUCGUGGUGAGCCUAGCGGAGAUCAAGGAGCACAAAUCACUUAAGACGAUGCCGAACUGGAAGGCCGUUUCUCAUCUCGCCAUGUGA